AUAUUACAAUUGGUAGCAUGUGUAGUGUCAUGUGAGCGUCAGAGGGUUGUGUGUUACGUGAUGUGUCGUAAUGUUUGUUAGUAUGUGUCUAUGAAGAUUUUCUCAUUUCUCAGUACUAGAAUGGCAAAAUAUUACACCCUUACACCAAUUCAAUUAGGAUGUGAAAUUAGAAGUGUCGAUCUGAAAACAGAAGCAAGACCGGAAGCUAUAGAGCAAAUCAAGAAAGAUGUUGCUGUUCACCGGUUGUUGGUGUUCAGAGAUCAAGGGAUUGUCAGCGGACAGCGUCAUGUUGAGAUAAGCCGUUGGUUUGGGGAAUUGGAAUCGACAUUUUUCAAACAUCCCAAGUCACCCCAUCCUGAUGUAUUCAGGGUUUCAAAUGACCGAAAUGAAGGCUGUACUGGAGUGGGUCGGACAGGUUGGCAUAUUGAUGGAUCCUUCCAGCCAGCACCUUUCGCUUACUCCCUUUAUCACAUGGUGUCAAUACCUCAGAAAGGUGACACAGUAUUUGCACCCCUCAAUGAAAUAGUUGAGAGUCUUCCAUCUGCAAAAAGAAAAGAGUGGGAGAGGCUGUGGAUGAUGAGUGACCGACGAAGUGGACCAAUUCAUCCUCUAAUCUAUCCUCAUCCUGUCACAGGAAAGAUGACAAUGUGUUUCCAUUUGGGAAUGACAAGUAACUACAUCUGGGACUAUGGUACAUCACAUGAACGUGCGGCUACAGAGGAGGAAUUUGAUAGAAUAACAAAGGACAUCCAUUAUGAAUUUGUAAAAGAUGGAGGGAAAAUCCAGUAUUCACACAAGUGGGAAGAGGGAGACUUUAUCAUCUCUGAUAACCUGGCAGUAGGUCAUGAAGCCACACCUGAAACACAGCUCCCCAGAGAUGAAGUUGGUUUACGUGUAUUGCAUCGCACUACAAUAAAGGGAACAGUUCCACCAGCCAGAUAGCAUCCAAAUUCUAAUUUUUUGUGCAAUUUCCUAUAUUGUUAAAACUGUUACUAUAAUGCAACAGGUAUAUGUAAUACCGUAUUUACGCAUGUGUAGGCCGCGUGCGUGUAUAGGCUGCAGCACAAUUUUCAGACAAAUUAUAGA
Messenger RNA from Cryptotermes secundus, 1086 nucleotides. RefSeq names its product putative alpha-ketoglutarate-dependent sulfonate dioxygenase. Gene Ontology annotation, molecular function: oxidoreductase activity. NCBI's taxonomy places the organism in Eukaryota, Metazoa, Arthropoda, Insecta, Blattodea, Kalotermitidae. The record is from RefSeq and is a predicted model, not a curated record. The transcript is spliced from 5 exons. The coding region runs from base 91 to 942 and encodes 283 amino acids.